AUCGAUUGGCGUCGUACUUUCAUAACAACCGAUGUUAAUCCUUAUUAUGAUUCGUUUGUGUGUUGGCAAUUUCGCAAGUUACGUGAAGCGAAGAAAAUAGAUUUUGGUAAGAGGUACACGAUAUACUCACCGAAAGAUGGUCAACCGUGUAUGGAUCACGACAGAUCGAGUGGCGAGGGCGUAGCACCUCAGGAGUACACUCUUAUCAAACUCAAGGUUUUGGAUCCGAAACCAAAGGUUCUGGCUAACAUCACCAAGCCAAUAUAUCUGGUGGCCGCAACGUUAAGACCGGAAACGAUGUACGGUCAGACGAAUUGCUAUCUUCAUCCGGAUAUCAAGUACUCAGUUUUCUAUGCGAAUCCGGACGAGAGUGAGGUGUUCGUGGCCACUGCAAGAGCGGCUCGGAAUAUGAGUUAUCAAGGAAUGACUGCUGAGAAUGGAGUGGUGCAUUACGUUGAUGGAUUGGAAAGGGUAGCUGGCAGUGAGUUGCUCGGUGCUGCGCUGAAAGGUCCGAUGACAAAGUACGAGAGAAUUUAUGCGUUGCCGAUGUUAACGGUUAAAGAUGAUAAGGGCACUGGUGUAGUGACUAGUGUGCCGUCAGAUGCGCCUGAUGAUUAUGCGGCAUUAUGCGAUCUGAAGAGAAAGAAGGCAUUCCGUGAAAAGUAUGGCAUCAAAGAUGAGAUGGUGAUACCCUUUGAGCCGAUUCCAAUAAUUCAAAUUCCCGAGUAUGGAAACUUAGCGGCCGUUUUUAUGUGUGAAAAGCUGAAAGUGGAAAGUCAAAAUGAACGCGAUAAAUUGGAAGAGGCGAAAAAAGAAGUUUAUCUGAAAGGAUUUUAUGACGGGGUUGGUGUGUUCUGGAAUUUUUUAAUUUGA
Molecule: messenger RNA, 873 nt
Organism: Anisakis simplex (herring worm)
Lineage: Eukaryota; Metazoa; Nematoda; Chromadorea; Rhabditida; Anisakidae
Source: the annotation of a GenBank genome assembly